AAGGGAAGUUGGAAAAGAGUCAAACAACCUCAUAGGCGGGAGAGCUCCACCUCCCUCCACUCCUCUUCGUCGCUCUUGCCGUCUGCUCUCUCUCUUCCUUGCGUCUACUGCGGCGGUGAAGUAGUUAGCGAAACCCCAGAAAAGGGUUUCUCUUCUUGCAAUCUUAGGUCGAAUAACAAUAUGCUGUCUGGAAUUAAGUUGAUUUCUCGGGAUCAAGUUGAUAGGGGAAAUAUCGAGGAAUCGAGUGGCAAGAAAGAUAGGGGGAAGAAGAAGGGUUCCAAAUAUAGUACUUCAGAUGAUGAAGAACAUGAGAAAAUUAGGAAAGGGUCUAAGAAAAAGAAGUGGUACUCUUCUGAUGAGUAUUCGGCUUCAUCUUCAGCGGAUGAUGUGAGUGAUAAUAGCUUGGGAGGUGACAGGAAGAAGCACAAGAGUCGUAAGCUGAAGGUUAAGAAGAAGUCGAAAAGAAGCAAACGGAAGUAUUCUUCCGAAGAUGAUUCUUUAUCUGGCUCUGAGAGUGGAGAGGAUGAUGGUAUAGGAAGAAGGAAGCGUAGGAGUAAGGGUAAAGAGAAAGAUUCUGAUGGUGCUGGAGGCCCUAGCUCUAAGGAUAAAAUUGAUAUCGUGAGAAAGGAAAUGGGGUUGGACUGGAUGACUAGACCAGCUGAAAAAACAGGCAAAAGUGCUCAGCCACUGUAUAAGGAGCAGCCAGUCGAGUCCGGUAGUGAAGAGAAGGAAAUAGUAAACCGCAAAGAACUGAAUCCUUAUCUGAGGGACAGUGGAAGUGGCUAUCCUGAAGAUGCAGAUCAAACAAAGGCUAAAAGCGAUCAACUUUUGGCAUCUUCUUUAGUGGGGGACGGUGGAGCAAGCUGGAGAAUGAAGGCUUUGAAGCGUGCACAAGAGCAAGCAACACGCGAGGGAACACAUGUUAAAGAAGUUGUUAAAGAAAGGUGGGGAUCUCUAGGUACUCUUGCGGUGUCUGUGGCAUCUCGUAGUGCCGCUGCUCCCCGUGCUCAUUUGCACGCCAUAAAAUCCCGGAAGAUAGGAGCAGGCGGGGAAGCUAAAUCAGAUUUAACUAGUGAAAGUAAAAGGGAUCCUGAAAAGGAUACUGGACGUGAAAAUAUGAGGGAUACUUCUGUCCGCCGUCCUGAAAUGAAAGCACCUAAAGUUCACGAUUCGUUAUCCUGGGGAGGAAGAAAAGGUCAUAAAAUGAGAAGUGAAGAUGCUGCCUUGAUCUCAAAUGCACUUUCUAGCAUAAACAACUUUUCUAAUGAUGGAAACUUCAUGAGUGAAUUUGUAAAUCAGCACAAAAAACCUGGAUAUGGCUCUCAGGAUGUCUCAAGUUCAAAAUCUGAUGCUAUUCGGGAGGGAGAUUCUGAUUCAGUUAUAAAGAAAUCUAGCGAGGAAAAGCAGCCUCUGAGUGCUAAUCAACUCGCUGCGAAAGCCAUGCAGCUAAGACUAAAAGGCAAGCAUGAGGAAGCUGAUAAACUCCUGAAAGAAGCUGGAAACAAUACAGUGGAUCACAGUGCAGGGGAGAGAUUAGUAAAACUAAGAAACGAUGUCAGUUCGAGCAGAUAUGCUGCUCAAGAAAAACAGUUGCAGCAGAAGGGAAAAGAAGAUGAUGGUGAUAGACAUUUGGCUCAGACGAUAACGAAGAAUAAGAAAUAUAGUAUGUCUACUCAGGCUGAUGAUGAAUAUGAUUAUGAUGGGGCACCGACCAAAAAGGGCAGGAGAAAAGGUGGAGACCAUGAGAACAGAUCACAUUCUAUGCAAAAUGUGGGAAAGCGAAUUGUUACUCAACAGGAGCGAUGCUUAUGCUGUUUUGAGAAUCCAAAGAGGCCUAAGCAUCUUGUUGUAGCUAUAGCGAAUUUUACAUACCUAAUGCUACCACAAUUCCAGCCAGUUGCCCCUGGCCAUUGUUGCAUAUUAACAUUGCAGCAUGAGUUGGCCACAAGAAUGGUAGAUGAAAAUGUUUGGGAAGAAAUCCGCAACUUCAAGAAGUGCCUCAUUAUGAUGGCUGCUAAGCAAGACAAAGAAAUGAUCUUUUUGGAAACAGUGCUUUGGUUGGCACAGCAGCGCCGCCAUUGCUUAAUCGAAUGCAUUCCUUUUUUAAAUGAUUCUGGAGCUGCUAUUAUUACUCAAAUACAAGUGCGAGAAACAUAG
This is a messenger RNA of Spinacia oleracea (spinach), 2157 nucleotides long. RefSeq lists its product as uncharacterized. The coding region runs from base 181 to 2157 and encodes 658 amino acids. The transcript is spliced from 11 exons. The record is from RefSeq and is a predicted model, not a curated record. Gene Ontology annotation, biological process: mRNA splicing, via spliceosome. Gene Ontology annotation, cellular component: post-mRNA release spliceosomal complex. Lineage: Eukaryota; Viridiplantae; Streptophyta; Magnoliopsida; Caryophyllales; Amaranthaceae.